GUUAAAUAUUAUAUGUAACUUGGAGGUUCCAUUUUAAUAAUAACUUCAAAUGGGAUUAAAAAACUUAAUCAUUUAAUAAUAUGAUUUCUGUUUAAGCAGAUUUUCAAAAAUCCCUCUUCACAAUAAUCAUAAAAUCGUUUUAAUAAGAAAAAUAGUUCUAGAGUGAAAUUUCAAGCUAUGAAUGUGACAUCUGAAAAAUCAGAUACAGAUUUAACUUUAUACAGUGAAAAUAACAUUGAAAUUUACAGUACACUUUUUGUACAGACAACAGUAUGUAUCAUUGGAGCGAUAUUGAAUAUUUUAAAUGUGAUUGUAUUGAGUCGUAGACAAUUUGAAGCGACACCAUAUUUAUUUAUGACUGCAUUGUCAUUGACAGAUACUGGAAUAUUACUUGUUCACUUACCAUCUGGUAUGGUGAGGUGUGGGCAACACUUUCAAAUCUGUCAAAGUGAAGGAUACAAACAAUUUAGGGUUAUACUUUUAUACUACACAACUUAUAUUGGAUUUGGAUUAGGCAACAUACUUGAAGCUUCAUCUGUAUGGAUAACUGUACUGAUUUCAGCUGAACGCUACAUCAUAAUGAAAUGGCAACAUUUGGGGAAGUUGUUUUUCACGCGCAGACAAGGCAAAUGGCAAAUACUUUUCACAGUCUGUCUAGCAGUAGUCUUCAACUCUCCUUUCUUUUUCACUCUAACAAUAAACUAUUCUGUUAAACCAGGACCAAAUAAUACAACAAAACGCCUUCAUUACGGUAAGCUUACAUGGUUCGGUGAAUCACAGUAUUAUCUCAUAUUCACAUGGUUACGGUUUAUCUUUGUUCAAUGCAUUCCACUGAUAACUUUAUGCAUAGCAAACGUUAUGCUGUUACGUUUAACAUGGUCAAGUUAUCAUAAUCAAAUGAGACAUCAACUUAGACAGCAGAGUUAUAUGCAACAUUCUUCCCAGACAGUAUUUGCAGCUAUAAAAGCUAAAGUGGUCAAUACUGACAAAUCUAUUAAUAAACAAUCAAAAUCAGUUACACAGGUUACGCCUGAUCCACAAACAUUACUUUCAGUAAAUGAUGAUGAAAAAGAAGGCUGUAAUACUCAAGAGGAAUCGGAGAAAUUCGAUAACCGCCUGCAGACAAACAAUAAUAAUAAUACUGAAGACGAUUGUUGUGACAAGCAGAAAGAUAUUACUGAUAAUAAUAAUAAUAGCAAUUCUAUACCAAUAAAGCGUACCUCAUUGGCAAGUCGACGACUGGAACGUUCACAACAAGCCAAUAACAAGUUGUCAAUUUUAUUAAUGACUGUGAUAUUUCUAUUUAUAAUUGGUCAAAUUCCUCAAGCUCUAGCCUACGUUCAUAUCUUAAAUUUAAUUGUACCAAGAUCAUGCGUGAAUUGUAGGACAUUCUCAUCGUUGUAUAAACACUUUAGCCAAUUGUUAUGCCUGAUUACAUCAACCACCAAUUUCUUUCUGUAUGUGACUUUAAACAGAAAUUUCCGGGAAUGUUUAAAAGGACUGUGUCGAUUAAGAUGCAAGUCAUAGCUUUUACGUACAUUAAGAUAACUUAUGAAAAAAAUCUGUCGAAUAACUACUUACUUCUGUUACACUUCAUUGAUGUAAUCAAGUGUAGUGGAGGAUUUACAUCAUACCUGUUUCUACUGAGUAAUAUUCUUUUUUUGUUUAUAAAGAAAAUACAUACUGUAUCAUGGCAUUUCAUCUGAUAAAGAUUUUAUUUCUUAUGAAUUAUUUGUAGUGUUUGUUUAAAAAUGAACAGCAUAUUACUGAUUAUUACAUUAUAUUGACCAUUUAACCCUCAACAUCAUUGUUGCUCAUGGAUUCAAUAAACACCGCUAUUUAUGAUUGUUUAACUGUUU
This is a messenger RNA of Trichobilharzia szidati, 1859 nucleotides long. The record is from the annotation of a GenBank genome assembly. Lineage: Eukaryota; Metazoa; Platyhelminthes; Trematoda; Strigeidida; Schistosomatidae.